AGUGAUCAGUGACUGUCUGUUCUCUCAGCAGUUCGGGUGUUGUGGUCAGCUGAGAGCUGAGUGGUUAGUAGAUAGUAGAGUGGCCUCUCUGUGGUGAUUGUGGUGCGGAUUAAGCCGAGUGCGCUUAUCUCUCUUAUCAAAGGCGCGUAGUUUAUUCACGCAUCUAGUCCUGGACAUCCUCACCUACUAGUCAACCGCACAAUGCAUUCGGAGCGGCUGGUCGUGCGGGCGAUCCUUUUGAUGACAGUGCUAAGCGUGAGCAGUGCUAAGAUCGGAGGCUGGGACACUUCGCCCAACACCCAGUACCACAUACAAACAGACGAAGGUCCGGAGCGAUACUUCAAGUAUCAGACGAUAAGUGGUCAAUACAGGAAGGAGAAACGACUGCAGGAUGGAACAGUGGUGGGGACGUAUGGCUGGGUGGAUCCCAACGGAUUCCUACGCCUAAGGGACUACAUAGCCGACGACAAGGGCUACCGGAUAGUGCGCACCAAGAUGGUGCAUGUCGGCCUAGAUGCACCAAUCGGCAACGCUGUCAAUGCUGCCAAAAAUGUGCCAAGCCAGGGUGGAGUGGGAGUAGAGAACGCGAAAAUCUACACCCGUCCAACGGUGGCAGCUCAACCCGUUUCUCCCGUUGUGGUCUCCACGACACCGCGGCCGAUCGCUCUCAGGGAGUACCUCCAGUCCGUCACACCGGCACCUGCGCCCUCACCGCCCCCCGCGCCUAUAUCGCUCAGCAAUUACCUCAAGGAGCAACAGGUGGAAGUGAGUCCAAACGCCUACACGCCAACCACACCGGGGCCGGACUACAUCCGUCCGCAGACGUUCCGGCCACACUACAGCUACACUACACCCCCCACUGCCAACUCGAUAGACGGCGACGACCGUCGCUACCCCUACGAUGGCAUUGCCUUCACCAACAAUGGCUUCCGCUACUAUCUGCCGCGACACUAUCACGAGGAGGAGGGCCUCGGCGACAAGCGGGCGGGUAGCUUCGGAUACAUCGACCCGUUCGGCAUCCGGAGGGUGGUCUACUACAACACGGCGCCCAACACUGGCUUUGUGCACCGCAAGAACAACCGAUAUGUCGGAUUCAACGCCACGCCCUACGAUCCUAGGUUUUGAGCGCAUCGUCUACCGAUUGAAGGACACUGUUUUGUCAAACCAAAUCUAAUGCCGCAUCUACAUGUUGGCCCAACGAAGGAUAUGGUUUAAACUUGCACAGUACAAGUGCUCCUUAAUUGCAGAUUUAUAUUAUUGAUCCUGUUGGUGCAGCCCGGCUUCAGUGUUUUACUGAGAAAACUAUUUAUCAGAGUUAUUCAAAAUGAUGGACCAUUUUCAAUUUUUAUGAAACGUUUGCCAUGCAUAAGCACAUAAGAGAUUCGUAAUUUAUUUAGGAAGCUGUGAAACUUUCUCUUUGUGGGUUUUUCAUUCGCGUUUUUCAUUUUGUACCUACCUUGUACUUUUUGAAAUGAGUCCAUCAUUUUAUCAAUAAUCCUGUAAAAUGUGAGGGUUCGAGUGUCAAGAACUGGGUACUCAAGAUUGUCCGUGGAUUGGUGACCGGCAGCUGUAACUUUUCGUAAUUUACUUUACAGUAUUAUAUUAGUUAAGGAUGUUCUGGAACAUAAUUAUGAAAAAAGUGUGUCAACCAGGGUCACGUGAUUUGGCUCAAACGACGAAAUUCAAUUGCAAAUUAAAUUCAUUUCGAGAUGUAAGGGUCUGUGAGGCUCGUCCCACUAAUUAAAGCCAUAAUUAUAUACUAUUAUACGGAAUAAUCCAUUUUUUAUUUUAGAAAAAUGCAUUAUCGAAGAGUUCAUUGAACGAACCGAUUAAACGAACGAAAGACCGCUUAAUAAUUUAAAACGGUGAAUAAUUAAGGGAUUUUAACAAGAUUCUAAAUAGAAUCGAUUCACUCUAUUUAUUUCCUAGAGGCAAUAUCCAUCAUUGGAAAUGGUUGUAAUGGUUGUACAAUAAGGUGAGCUGUGAAAUCUAUUGGAACUUAUGAAUGGGCUAUGAGAAUUUUAAAUUCAAGAAAUUACAAAUGUUUCAUAACUAAUCAGUUACUUAUAUAAAUAUUAGCUUAUACAAUCAACAUUAUUUAUUUUUGGUGCUUUUUUUCCAACAGCUCUAAAGUGGAAAAACCACUCUUCAAACAUAGAAUAUGAAGGGUUAUCACGGUUAUCAAGCAUGGCACCAUAGGAUUAUUAAUUCUGAGAUAUAACGGCAUCUAAUUUAUUUCAACUGCAGUUCUGUAUUGAAAUUCAAAAAAGGCAAUAACCUCAUUAAAUUAUUACAGUAUUACGAUAAUAGAUUUCACGGUUCUUGUACAAACCAGUAGCCGCUAAAGAUAAUAAUUGUAAAUAGUGAUAGUAAUUUAAAUGUAUUAAUUUAUUAAUUACCAUUAACCUUCCUAAAUAUUAUUAAGUAGAGUAAGGAAUUUACUUAUGAAAAAUAUCAUCAGUAUUGAAUCAAUACUUAAAACUUAUCAUAGUGAUUAGGUAGUAAGAGCGAAUAUUAAUUUUAGUCUGGGAAAUAAUGAUGAUCGUAUUAUUUUAAUUAUGAAUGAUAUUUGAAACAACCUAUCUGAUGAAUGAUACGCUACCUAUUUUAUUUAAAGAAAACAAUCCCCAAUAAUUUCAAAGAAGAGAAAAAUUAUUUAUUUUCAAGAGAUUCCAAAAAAUAUUGAAUAAUAGACAACUACUGUUUCCAGCAGUCAUAAUCUGUUCAGUGUGAUAUUUGUUAUUACAUACGGAUAUUUGUAUUCCGAUAACUACUAUAUAAAUAAUAGGACAUUUCCUAGACUUUGUUUUCAUAGAAUGCCUAGGCGGAAGUAUAACCGUGUUUGGAAUAAAUUCCAUUAAUAUAAAGUUAUGUCUAAUAUUUGAAUAACUGUUGAUAAUAUUAUUUAUAGCCUAGGCCUACUUGGUAGAUAAGAUGCUCAUGAGCUUAAUUUAAAAGUGAUGGAAGUGCCAUUUUGAUCUUGUAAAUCAUUUUUCAUUUGAUAAUGCUACAAAAGCAAUUCUAACUACAAAAGCAAUAGUGAACAAGUCAUUAUUUUCUAAAAUUAAUUAACAAAAUUCUAGAGUGAUUUAUUCUUGAGAAAAAUAAAGGCAUGUACAGACAUUAUAGAUGUUUGUAUAGAUUUUGAAAAAUAUACUUCUUGAUAGUGAGUAAGAGAUAUCUAGUUGAUGUUAUCUGUUACAAGAAUAGUUUUCAUAAUCUUUCAAAUUAAAUAUACCACAAAAAUGUUUGAAAGUACAAUAAUAAUUUCAGAAAUCGUAAAUAUUACUAUUCAUUUUUUUCAAAUGCCUAUCAAUUUAGUCAAAUUAGUCAUGAUUUAUAUUACUAUUUAUUGCGGCAAUAAUUGAAAAUAACAGUAACGUUUCAAUACGAGAAUGACGUAUUUUAAAAUAAGUAGUUUACAAGUGAUUUUGUUUCUCUUCAACUAUCGAAUUGUUUUUACAAGAAAAGCAUUCAUACUAAUGAAAACUGGUUUCAAAGUCAACUCAACGGUUGAAUGGUUUACAUUAGAAUAGCAAAUAGAAGACUAGCUGCUCAAAAUGUAGUAAUAUUUGUAGUGAUCAGAAUCAAUAAAUAAUUGUUCUAAGAGUGA
Nilaparvata lugens (brown planthopper) is the source of this 3613-nucleotide messenger RNA. RefSeq lists its product as uncharacterized. The transcript is spliced from 5 exons. Gene Ontology annotation, molecular function: structural constituent of chitin-based larval cuticle. Bases 202 to 1125 code for a protein of 307 amino acids. The record is from RefSeq and is a predicted model, not a curated record. Gene Ontology annotation, cellular component: chitin-based extracellular matrix. NCBI's taxonomy places the organism in Eukaryota, Metazoa, Arthropoda, Insecta, Hemiptera, Delphacidae.